Molecule: messenger RNA, 10431 nt
Organism: Canis lupus familiaris (dog)
Lineage: Eukaryota; Metazoa; Chordata; Mammalia; Carnivora; Canidae
Gene: ITGA1
Product: integrin subunit alpha 1
Exons: 29
Coding region: 635-4174 (1179 amino acids)
Biological process (GO): cell-cell adhesion; cell adhesion mediated by integrin; cell-matrix adhesion
Cellular component (GO): external side of plasma membrane; integrin complex
Molecular function (GO): integrin binding
Source: RefSeq, a predicted model, not a curated record
GAGGUGGGAAUACCAGAUGUGUUCGCUUUCAGACACAAUCUUAAUUUCUCCUGCGCAAUCGGACCCAGCCUGCCCUUAAGGGCAAGGGCCCGGCACUUUCCAAGUGCCCUCCCUGCCCAGACCCACGGAUAAGUAAGUAGGGUGAAGGCGGGGCCGCUGGGCCGGCGACACCCUCCAGAAGGUCCAGCCCUGGCCCGCGUCCCUCCCACCUUAGGACGCCGACACGGAGAGCGGGAUCACCCUCUCAAUGAAAGGCAGAUGUCCCUUUAAGGUCUGCUUUGCAGCCCAGCCCGUGGACUUUAGCCUAAACACGAACCCGCGAAGCUGGCUUUAUUUGUCCAUGUCUCGGACAGAGCCUGGGAGGCUGCCAGUGGGAUUUCAGAGACCGAGCGCGGGAAGGGGCGGGCGAUGGGGCAGUGAGUCGGGGAUAUGAAAAGCGUGGAGAGAACCUAGAGGCAUUUGUCGAAAACACAGGAAAUUCGCUCUCGGGCUGCUGGACGCCGUGACCGCCCGGGCCGAGACGGAGACCUCCCGCGGCAGAGGGGCCCGGAGCGCGCGGCCCCCGAGCGCCGUCCCGCCGCGUCCCGCCCCCGAGCCCGCGCCCCCCGCUGCCCGGCUCCGCGGCUCCCCGGCCAUGGCCCCCCGACGCCGCGCCGGCCCAGGGGUCGCUGUCGCCUGCUGCUGGCUCCUCACCGUUGUUCUAGGCUUCUGCGUAUCAUUCAAUGUUGAUGUGAAAAAUUCAAUGACUUUCAGUGGCCCCGUGGAAGACAUGUUUGGAUACACUGUUCAACAAUAUGAAAAUGAAGAAGGAAAAUGGGUGCUAAUUGGUUCCCCUUUAGUUGGUCAACCCAAGAACAAAACUGGAGAUGUCUAUAAGUGUCCAGUUGGGAGAGGCAAACCAUUACCUUGCAUAAAGUUGGAUCUACCAGUUAAUACAUCAAUUCCCAAUGUCACGGAAGUAAAGGAGAACAUGACAUUUGGAUCAACUUUAGUCACCAACCCAAAUGGAGGGUUUCUGGCAUGUGGCCCCUUAUAUGCAUAUAGAUGUGGACAUUUGCAUUACACAACUGGAAUCUGUUCUGAUGUCAGCCCCACAUUUCAAGUCGUGAACUCCAUUGCUCCUGUACGAGAAUGCAGUACCCAGCUGGACAUAGUCAUAGUGCUGGAUGGCUCCAACAGUAUUUACCCUUGGGAAAGUGUUACAGCUUUUUUAAAUGACCUUCUUGAAAGAAUGGAUAUUGGUCCCAAACAGACACAGGUUGGAAUUGUACAGUAUGGAGAAAAUGUAACCCAUGAGUUCAACCUUAAUAAGUACUCAUCAACAGAAGAAGUACUUGUUGCAGCAAAUCAAAUAAUUCAGAGAGGUGGCCGCCAGACUAUGACAGCCCUUGGAAUAGACACAGCCAGGAAGGAAGCUUUCACUGAAGCCCGGGGUGCCCGAAGGGGAGUUAAAAAAGUCAUGGUAAUUGUGACUGAUGGGGAGUCCCAUGACAACCAUCUACUGAAUAAAGUCAUCCAAGACUGUGAGGAUGAAAACAUUCAGCGGUUUUCCAUAGCUAUUCUUGGGAGCUAUAACAGAGGAAAUCUAAGCACUGAAAAAUUUGUGGAAGAAAUAAAAUCAAUUGCAAGUGAACCCACUGAGAAGCAUUUCUUCAAUGUCUCUGAUGAAUUGGCUCUAGUCACUAUUGUUGAAGCUCUGGGAGAAAGAAUAUUUGCCUUGGAAGCUACAGCUGACCAGUCAGCAGCUUCGUUUGAAAUGGAAAUGUCUCAGACGGGCUUCAGUGCUCAUUAUUCACAGGACUGGGUCAUGCUUGGAGCAGUAGGAGCCUAUGAUUGGAAUGGAACUGUCGUCAUGCAAAAGGCUAAUCAAAUCAUAAUCCCCCACAACACAACCUUUAAUGUUGAGUCUACCAAAAAGAAUGAACCUCUUGCUUCUUAUUUAGGCUACACAGUGAACUCUGCCACUGUUUCUGGAGCUGUGCUGUACAUUGCUGGACAGCCACGGUAUAAUCAUACAGGCCAGGUUGUCAUCUACAGGAUGGACGAUGGAGACAUCAAGAUUCUCCAGACGCUCAGUGGAGAACAGAUCGGUUCCUAUUUUGGCAGUGUUUUAACAACAAUUGACAUUGAUAAAGAUUCUAACACUGACAUUCUUCUGGUCGGGGCUCCCAUGUACAUGGGAACGGAGAAAGAGGAACAAGGAAAAGUGUAUGUGUAUGCUCUGAAUCAGACAAGGUUUGAAUAUCAAAUGAGCCUGGAACCCAUUAAGCAGACUUGCUGCUCAUCUCUAAAGCAUAAUUCAUGCACAAAAGAAAACAAAAAUGAGCCAUGUGGGGCUCGUUUUGGAACAGCUAUUGCUGCUGUGAGAGACCUCAAUCUUGAUGGAUUUGAUGACAUUGUGAUUGGAGCUCCCCUGGAAGAUGAUCAUGGGGGAGCUGUGUACAUUUAUCACGGGAGUGGCAAGACUAUAAGGAAAGAGUAUGCACAACGUAUUCCAUCAGGUGGAGAUGGCAAGACACUAAAAUUUUUUGGCCAGUCUAUCCAUGGAGAAAUGGAUUUAAAUGGUGAUGGUCUGACUGAUGUGACUAUUGGGGGCCUUGGUGGUGCUGCCCUCUUCUGGUCCCGAGAUGUGGCUGUAGUUAAAGUGACUAUGAAUUUUGAACCCAAUAAAGUGAAUAUCCAAAAGAAAAACUGCCGUGUGGAAGGAAAGGAAACAGUAUGCAUAAAUGCUACAGUGUGUUUUGAUGUGAAAUUAAAGUCCAAAGAAGACACAAUUUACAUAGCUGAUAUGCAGUACCGUGUCACACUAGAUUCACUAAGACAGAUAUCACGAAGCUUUUUCUCUGGAACUCAAGAAAGAAAGAUUCAAAGAAACAUCACAGUUGAAGAAUCAGAAUGCACUAAGCUUUCCUUCUACAUGUUGGACAAGCAUGACUUUCGGGAUUCUGUAAGGAUAACUUUGGAUUUUAAUCUUACCGAUCCAGAAAAUGGGCCUGUUCUUGAUGAUUCUCUACCAAAUUCAGUACAUGAAUAUAUUCCCUUUGCCAAAGAUUGUGGAAACAAGGAAAAAUGUAUCUCGGACCUCGCCCUGAAAGUAUCCACCACAGAAAAAGGCCUGCUUAUUGUCAGGUCCCAUAACGAUAAGUUCAAUGUUAGUCUCACGGUCAAAAACAAAAAGGACAGCGCCUAUAACACCAGAACCAUAGUGCACUAUUCUCCAAAUCUAAUUUUUUCAGGAAUUGAGGCUAUCCAAAAAGACAGUUGUGAAUCCAAUCAUAAUCUCACAUGUAAAGUUGGAUAUCCUUUCCUGAGAAGAGGAGAAGAGGUUACUUUCAAAAUAUUAUUUCAGUUUAAUACAUCUUAUCUCAUGGAAAAUGUGGUCAUUCAUUUAAGUGCAACAAGUGACAGUGAAGAACCUCCUGAAGCCCUUUCUGAUAAUGAAGUAAACAUUUCUAUCCCAGUAAAAUAUGAAGUUGGACUUCAGUUUUACAGCUCUGCAAGUGAAUACCAUAUUUCAAUUGCGGCCAAUGAGACUGUCCCUGAAGUUAUUAAUUCUACUGAGGACAUUGGAGAUGAAAUUAAUAUCUUCUACUUGAUUAGAAAGAGUGGACAUUUUCCAAUGCCAGAACUUAAGCUGUCAAUUUCAUUUCCCAACUUGACCUCAGAUGGUUAUCCUGUGCUAUACCCAAGUGGAUGGUCAUCUUCUAAUAAUGCAAACUGCAGACCCAGUAGUCUUCAGGACCCUCUUGGUGUCAACUCUGGGAAGAAAACAAUUAUAUCCAAAUCUGAAGAUCUCAAACGAGGCACAAUUCCGGACUGCAGUACAUGUAAAUUUGCUACCAUUACAUGUAAUUUGAUUCCUUCUGACAUGAGCCAAAUCAAUGUUUCACUUAUCGUAUGGAAACCAACUUUUAUAAAAGCACGUUUUUCCAGCUUAAAUCUUACUGUAAGAGCAGACCUUCAAAGUGAAAAUACAUCCCUGAUUUUAAGUACUGGCAAUCAAAAAAGAGAGUUUGCCAUUCAAAUAUCCAAAGAUGGGCUGCCAGGCAGAGUGCCAUUAUGGGUCAUCCUGUUGAGUGCCUUUGCUGGAUUAUUGCUAUUAAUGCUGCUUAUAUUAGCACUGUGGAAGAUUGGAUUCUUCAAAAGACCACUAAAGAAGAAAAUGGAGAAAUGACAUAAUUAAUAGGAGAAAAAAAUAAUAAUUAUUCAAUGAUCUAUCCUCAGGUUUGCCUCAAAUAUGUGACAAGAAAUUUAUUAAUACAAUUAAAGACAUAGUCACGUAACUUUACAUAAUCCAUCAGGGAUUAAUCACUUGGAAAAUAACAGAUCAAAGAAGAUCCAAAAACAAUACCAUAAAGAUAUAUUUUAUAAAAUGAUGAAAAAUAUUUUAAAUAGUCAUUUGUGUUAUUUAAGUAAAAUUACAAAGUGUUUUGAAGAUGAAGAAUAACAUGUACACCUAUAUUUAUAUAUUAAAUCAGCAUUCAGAGUAUUUAAGGAAUGCAUAAAAAGAUUUUUAUGAUCAUUGAUAAAUUAAGCUUUUUCCAUUGAUUCCUGAUGGAUAGCCACAUUCAGCAUGAUAGUUAACAUAUGUAAAUGACAAGAAAGGAAUUAACCGAAAACAAUCACUUCUCCCUGUUCAAAUGAGAAAAUUGUUCUGAUUAACGUAUAUAUAAAAUAUGGACUGAAAAUAGAAUUAAGUCACAAAGAAUACAUUCAACAUCUUUGUGUUGGGUUCUGUACUUGGGAAGUGUGGGUUUGUUUUUUUCCUAAAGUGUUUGGAAACUGUUGAGCUGAUGGAAAAAUCAAGCUAGACUUGCUUAAAAGCAGCUCACUGAAUGGAUUAAUUUAAGCUUUCAUAGAACAUGCUUAAUUUUGACAUGAGCCCUAAAACUCAAAACUUUAUGCUGAAAACACUUCACAGCAGUUUUGUGGGGCGUACCAGCGAUUUGACAUGACAAGCCAUGGUAUGUGUGGAAUAUGCUACGACGGCUUCUGAACAGAACGGGACAGUGCAGGCUGAUGCCCCGGAAACGCUGAAGUCACCUUUGCUGAGAGGCUUUUGAACGUUAGGGGUCCCAGGAUGUAACCAAAAGUAGGACUUUUCUCAACUCCUUGGCACAUGGUUCAUUUAAACCCUCAAGCUGUGAGAGUAUGUUUAUUUUUAAUUUUUUUAAAAGGUAUUUAAUUUUCCAAACACAUUUCUUUUUUUUUAUGAAAGGCACAUUCCAUUUCAGUAUUGCAUUUUACCAAGAAGCCACUGCUUUUUAGUGUGGCAUAAUCAUAUUUAAAUAGAACGCCAGAAAUGUAUUUUAAACAAUCUUAGGCUUGAAACUUUGCCCCGACAGAGAGAUAUCACACCUCUGUAUGAGCUUCUUUGCUCCUGAAGUAAUCACUAUGGUGCAUCAGACUCUACUGUAGCAUAAUAAGCUCCUAGGUGGCUCUGUUUCUUAGGAAAGUAACAAUGAAUGAAUGUAUCAUAGCUGCAUGUGUGAACUACUGCUGUAAAAUUUGCUGAUACUUCUGCAACAACUCCAUCUCACCACCUGGCUGACCAUCGCAAGACCAGCACCUGUCCAGCACCUUAUCCAGAAAGUCCUGUAUUCUACUUAUCUCAAAAGCAUCAAAUCAAGGGAGAAAUUAAAUGCUAUGGAUUUCACUUUUAAAACUAAUUUCCAAGGAAUUCUCCGAGGACUCAGAGUUGGCCUACCUCAUGGUUCUCCACAUCUAUGUCUAAGAUCCAACAACCAAAGCCAUGCACCUAGGGAAUGCCAAGGUCAUCAAUACUAGAAGGCUCAAUCUUCCAGAGAUUUGAUAUCCUCCUGCUGGCCUGUCAGUGUUCAGAAAUGUCCAUUUUGGGAAUUUCCUUCAUUCCCAUUACCUGUCUCCAGGUUCAGAAAUCAUUCUUCCCAUAUGUUCUUUCUUUUCCCAACAGAAUUCAGGUCUCUCUUACUCAGAGUCACCAUGUCGCACAACUCCGGUGCACAGCCUGUAUGGCAGCAUUGCUCCAAUCUCAGCACAUUCUUAGAAGUUAAUCUAACAGGUGAAUUUAAAUUCACACUUGGCCUCUAUGACUGCUUGGCAAAGAAUUCACAUGCAUUUAAACCAAAUAUAUUAACCAGAGGGGAAAGAUGGAAACAACGGCAUUUUAAACUUGUUAGAAAAGACAGCCAUGGGGACAGAUGAAAUAACUACUGAUAAGCCUGGCAUAAUUUUUAACAUAAGCCGUUCCCAGUUUUCAAGUAGAAUGUUUAAUGAACCAGAUAUCACUUUUCCCUAAUACUAUUAUUUGUUGAGCUUUAUGUGUGUAUAUAUGUGAGCAUCUGUAUGUCUAUGUAAACACACAUGUACACACACACAUGAAUGCACAAACACAAAUCAAAUACAAAAUACCUCAAAAAUACCAAAUGACAGCAUUUGACAAAAGUGACCAAAAUAAACACAAAAGCUACACCAAUAAGAAAAAUUUGAUUCAUCCAUUUUCAUUCAUUCAUUCAUUCAUUCAUUCACUCAUUCAUUUUCAAUAAUAUUUAGUUUUAGUGCAUAGCUCUGCAACUAUCUAAAAGAUGUAUAUGUGGAUGUUUUGAUUAAAAUAAAAGUCAACAGUGCAAAUGUUCAGUACUAAUACAUAGUCAAUGAUUAAGAAAUAUACUAAACUAUUAUUUUAUACUAAAGUACAUAUUAAUAAGAAAAGUGAGUGCUAUUUAAGACUGAGCUUAUGCCAAAAACUUUUAACUUUGGUAAUUUACAAAAUUGAUUAUUUCUUCUACUGUGAACUAAAAUAUGUAUGAAGUCCCUUUCCAGACCAAACUUAGAAUGGUAUAUUGGUAAAUUAUUCAACAGCUGGGUCUCCAGGAGGAAAAAUAACCCCCAAUUUGUAUCAUUUGCCAAUUUCCAUGAUUUAAAUAGUCUUGCCAUAGCCAUAUUCAAGCUACCAAAAUAAUGCUAACCAGCUUGCAAAACUCCUGAAAAUUGAUCUGUCAGCUCUCAUGGACCAGUAUAAACUGGCUUCAGCACACUAUUGAAAUAGAUUAGGUGAUAAUAAUAGACAAUAGAUAGAUGAUAGAUAUACAGAGAUACAUGUUAGAUAUAUAUAUACAUACAUAAAUACACACAAUAUAAUCAUAUUUCAAAUUAUGCUUUAAAGUCUCAUCUCAAGCCCAGAAGAUAUAAUGCUACAUAGUCCCUCAUUCUUCAAUUUCAAUUUCUAGAAUUAUAGCCUUUCUUUAAUAUUAAGAAAAUGAUAUAAACGUUCAGGAGAAGCAAGGAGUUGAAAGUAAGAAAAUAUAAAGGGUGACACAAUGAAAGUCUGACUUUUACAGCCACAGAGAAUCUAUUUUACUUUCUCUAGGAAUCCAGAGCUCUAGAGCAAGAUUAUGAAAGUUCAUCCUUUGCAAAUAUUUGUCAUUUGUGUGAUCCAACUUGAAAUUCAGUUGUCCAGUUUAUUCGAUUAUUUUAUCUAAGCCUUAGAGUCAUGGGCAAUUUAAUCUCUGAAUAUUUCCAUGUCAUAAGUAUGCUUAAAAUGAGGCUUGUAAGGGGAGAUUUUUUUUUUUGCAAAAUUUGAUGCUUAGUCAAUCAUAAUAAAUGUACCUACACAUGCAAAUACCUAUAAAUAUAUCUAUUCUCUUUUCCUUUUACAAAACCAAUAUCUAGACUCAAUUGGAAAACAAAUAUCUACACCAAAAGCCAAAGAUGGUUGCACAGUGUUUGCCUAAGCUGGGUUGUAGUGGCUGUGAAAAGCUGUGCGCACAUUCUCUCCCAGCAUCCCCUGAAAAGGCCACAGUUUAUGGAGUGAACAGCCACUCCUCCAGCUUCCAUGCAGUGUGGUAGAGGGUAAUGUCUUUGUCAGACCUGUGGUAAUCUGCACCGUGUGAAAAAACUAUCUAGCUUCGCACAACACUGAGAAAACUAGGGAAGACCCAGGCUCAGAACAUGACUCAUGCUCUAGGUGCGGUCACAUUAUUGUUCAAAUGAAGAGGCUUCUGGCAAAUCUUUUUUUUUUACAAAAUAAUAUCCUAUGCAUCCUUCAUUUACUUUCAGUGCUUCUCACGUCCUCUGCAUUAGUCAUCCCCCCACUGCCACCAAGGGAGAUUUUUCAAGACUAUUGGAGAAAAAUCUGUUCACAUGUGCUCUCUGUUUGCUGUGAAUAUCAGCUUCAGUGAACUGAUCAUUUAUAUGUGAUUUCAGGCCUUGGUUCUCCAACACUCUAAAGGCAUAACAUGAUAUAGGCAUAACGUAAUGGGGACAAAAUGCCUUGUACUUCAAAGAAGGAAUAUCUUUACCCGAUUUACAACCCUUUGUGGGAGACUGUCAACAACUACACCAAAGGUUACAGGAAGGACUGGUAGGAUGUGGCCAUCAACACCCCACAAUCCCCAUCCUCAGCCAUGGAUUUAAUAAUCCAAAAAAUUAAAAGAGGGCUAUAAAGUCUUCAGACUGAUGCUAUCUUUUAAUUUAAUUUAACAGCAGAUUUUUUAAUUCAAACACAGUUUCAAGGAGAGUCCACUGGGCAACCCCUUUCAUAUCAAACUACUCUCCCUAAACCUUUCCUACACAGAACUUCUGAAACCACCCCUAGAUGUUAAUUCUGCAGUACAUUGCAAAACACUCAAUUCUGCUGUUUCCCAAAUGGAAGCACUAUUGUGCAACAUCUUAUGUAAAACAAUAAAAAUAGAGCAAAUGUCUAACAUUAUAAUCUGGUGAACAAAUCAGCAUCUUUGAUCCUCAUAUUAAAAUUUAAUCUUGAAUUUAGAAAUUCCAACUACAGCCUUUUACCAUCGACCUUAAGGAAACCUGAAGGAGCAUAUGUUGGCUCUUAAGCCCCAGCCCCAUUGUCUUCUUCAUAUCUGACACCAGGAGGUCCAGUUCUUAACUCAUGGGAAUGUAUAAUUCUUCCUCUAUAAAUGUCCUGAGCUUAACCCCUGAAUUCACUACACCCCAGAUCAGCUUGGCCCCACCCCAUAUCACAUAAGCACUUCUUGCCAAAAAUUUACCAUACUGAAAAAUAUGGAAGGGUGAGUUAUCACUUCAAAUGUACUCUGCUUUCAGAUCAAUUUUUCCUUUUUAAAUAUAUUAAAACAUUUUCCCCAAAACUAAUGAGUUCAGAACUUUAUGUAAGACUUCCUUGCAUUUCCCUCCUGCCACUGGUUGGAGGAUUUCAGUGCUGUGAGGACUAGGCAGGAGAAGUCAGAGCCCAUUUGCAGAAUCUCUCUGCCUUCUGCCUUCCAGUUGGUAUCUUCUCUUCUCAAGUGCACAGUGGGGAUGUUUUGUUUUGAUUUGGAACUUCCUUGGCAAGGCCAUUAUAAGCCCUGUGCGUCUUGCAGGACUUUGGGUGGUUGCGUGUUUUUCUGCUGAAUUGAGGUUUGGAAAUCCUUUAAUUCUCUGACACACCAUGGAACUCAUGACAGUAAACUAGGGACUAGUGACACUCCUAACUAUGAUAUUUGAUUUUACCAUAUUUCAAGUCACAUCUUCAUGGAAAAAAAAAAGACUAAGUGGAAUUUUAGAAGCUCUUCUGCAAAAGACUGAGACUCAAUGCUUAAUCUUUUAUUCAAUCUGUGCAUAUAGACUGAGGACAACAUUUUAAAGAGAGAUCUUCCAGAUAACACAGAAUGAAAGCCAGGUAUCCUCUUGAACAAUUCCCAGUAGACAUUACUUUUUCCCACCCCCCAUUUUUUAAGAGAGAGAUGGAAUGAAGAAAACUGACAUAUUGUUCCUCCACAGCAGAACCCAGCAGAAGGUAAGCCCCACACAGAAACUGAUCGUGGCUUUCUGAGAGAUAGAGAGUAGCAUGGUAGGUCCAGUGCCAGGUGGCAGUCUUCCUGUCAUGCCCUCCGCCCCCCCCCCCCCCCGCCGGCCCCUGGCCAACCCCGGCAGCUUGCAUCUUGAGAGAAAAGAAAAUGGAGCAGGAGAGAGGAAAUGAAGCUACUUAUCUUUUAUAUAUACACCCUUCCUCCUCAAAAUACCACAAGCUCCCUUAGACCACAUCAUACCCACACACAAUACUAACACAUGUAAAUUGUUGAUUAAAUAAAAGUAUAUUCUUACUUGCUUAUUAGCUGGGGCUAAUUUCCUGGAGUUUAAUAUACUUUGUCUCAAGUAAAAACAGUCAUUUGAAGCAGCAACACAUCAGGUCUUCUUCAUACUGGAAUAAUUUCACACAGGAUAUCCUGAUCCUUCGCAUUUAAUUCUGACACCUCCUGGCCUUCUUUCAGGAUGCAACAGCUGUCUCUCUGCUUUCUUCAUAGGAAACAUUGGCCUGUGGAGAGAAUGGUGUACUGUGUAUUACUACUGUGAGGCUGUAAAAUUGUUAGCAGACAGUAUGAAGAAUCGUUUCUAUUUGAUUAAAAAGAAAACUAUUGUGUAUAAUAACUACUGCCCUGAAACAUGUAUCAUAUCACUCCAAUAAAGUUUUCAGCAUAGUCUGACAUAAGA